AAACCAACAUCGCUUACGUUCCAACUCACCGUAAGUUUUCCCGCCUGCGAUCCCCACCGCGUUUCUCAUGUAAGCCUUCUUUUCGCCGUCUUCAGCCCCAGCAGUGCACGCCAUCGGCGUUCAGCAUGGCGUACUCGACCCUGGUCCGGCGCCACUCGAGGGCCAUGCGCAGUUCAUCGACGCUCAGGGGCUGCCUGGCGUUCGCGCUGCUCGUCAGUGGCGCCAGCCUGUUUCUGUUCCAGUUCAGGCUGGAGACGCAGCGAAGCCUCGGUGACGCCGGUCUGCCCUGGGUCAAGGAGCGACUACGGGCUGAAAGGCUGAACGGGUCUCGACGAGAAGGUCGCGCGGAGCGAGUCAAGCGAAUCAUGGAGCGGCAGAUCUUCAGGGACGAGCCUUCUGCGAACCAUCUGCACGACGCCACGCCGGGCUCUUUGGUGGCUCGACGUGUCCUGCCCUGGUUCAUGCGCAACGGGUCGCUGCGUCCCGAACCAUCCAGCAAGCUGUCCCGCCUGCCUCGGAUCUGGCCACGACCCGACAGCACCGGGGACGACCGCAUCGUGGAGCAACUGAUGUACCUGCCCCCGCACUACUCUCACCUGCAGUCUGGCGCCAAAGAUGUCCGGCUGAAGAAGAUAAUACUUCGGGGCGGCUGGCACGACUUCCUGAAGGGCCAGGCCCUCUUCCUGAGGGACAAGUGCCCCGUCAACGCGUGCGAGGUCUACUCGGAGACCGGGGACAUGUGGACCGACAAUAGCAUCGACGCGGUCAUCUUCAAGGACCACUUCACGGCCAGGGAAAGGAAGCCCGGGGCGAGGCACCAGAUCUGGAUCCUCUACCUCCUGGAGAAUCCGACCAACACGUUCGUCCGCUCUGCGGGGCCGUUGAUCAACUGGACUGCCACGUACAGGAAGGACUCGGUCCUCGUGACCCCGUACGAGAAGUUCGUGCUCUUCGACCCGCUGGUCAAGAAGCGGCCCUUGAACGGCGUCAACUACGCCACCAACAAGACCAAGAUGGUGGCCUGGUUCGUCUCCAACUGCGGCGCAAGUAACGGGCGCUUGGAAUAUGCCCACGAGCUCCAGAAGUACGUACAGGUGGACAUCUACGGCGACUGCGGAACCCUCAAGUGCGAGCGCCACGAAUCGGAGAACUGUCUGCGAAUGUUGGACAGGGACUACCGGUUCUACCUGGCCUUUGAGAACGCAAACUGCAAGGACUACAUCACCGAGAAACUGUACAACGCAUUACGGCACUACGUGGUCCCUAUCGUGAUGGGUGCCAGCAGCGACGAGUACUACAACGCUGCCCCGGCCAACUCCUACAUCCACGUGGACGACUUUGCGAGCCCCCGCGACCUCGCCUGGUACCUCAGGAGGCUGAGCACCAAUGACACCCUCUACAAUCAGUACUUUGCCUGGAAGGGCACCGGAGAGUUCAUCAACACCUACUUUUGGUGUCGGCUGUGUGCCCUGCUCCACGCUCCCCCGGCCGGAGCUCCGCCCCCUUACGAGGACAUCGGCCAGUGGUGGAAGGGCAAAGGGGUAUGCGCCAAGGAGCCGCAGUGGCCACGGCAGCUGGCCAAGUCUCGCUCACGACACCAUGAAAGCGUCUCUGUGGAGACGUUGGAGCACGCAUGAGUUUGUCAU
This is a messenger RNA of Ixodes scapularis (black-legged tick), 1646 nucleotides long. RefSeq names its product glycoprotein 3-alpha-L-fucosyltransferase A-like. The record is from RefSeq and is a predicted model, not a curated record. Gene Ontology annotation, cellular component: membrane. NCBI's taxonomy places the organism in Eukaryota, Metazoa, Arthropoda, Arachnida, Ixodida, Ixodidae. Gene Ontology annotation, molecular function: alpha-(1->3)-fucosyltransferase activity. The transcript is spliced from 6 exons. Bases 126 to 1637 code for a protein of 503 amino acids.